Leptinotarsa decemlineata (Colorado potato beetle) is the source of this 6120-nucleotide messenger RNA. RefSeq names its product zinc-dependent metalloprotease kuz (gene kuz). Gene Ontology annotation, cellular component: plasma membrane. Gene Ontology annotation, biological process: Notch signaling pathway; membrane protein ectodomain proteolysis. Gene Ontology annotation, molecular function: metalloendopeptidase activity. Lineage: Eukaryota; Metazoa; Arthropoda; Insecta; Coleoptera; Chrysomelidae. The record is from RefSeq and is a predicted model, not a curated record.
AUGCAUUCGUUUGUAUUUUGCAUAAAUAAAAAAACUUUUGAAUCCCAAAAUAAUAGAACAGCCGAGCGAUUGAGCGAGUACGUAAGUCACUAUGAGGUCCUUGAUUACGACGCGUCGGACGUUCACAAGGCUCACGCGCGAGCGAAGAGAUCGCUCGUUAAGGACAAUUUGGUUCAUUUGUCGUUCCGAUCGCACGGGCACGAUUUUCGAUUGCGGCUGAAGAGGGACUUGAGCGUCUUCGGCGACGACAUGGAGGUGCACGGGCCGCAAGGAAAGUUGGAGGACGUCGAUACGUCCCACAUUUACCAAGGACACAUUUUGGGUGAGCCCGACAGCGUUGCCUUCGGUUCUAUAAUCGACGGCGUUUUCGAAGGGAAGAUCGUAUCGCCGAAAAGGGGCGCCUACUACGUAGAAAAAGCUCAUCACUACUUUCCCCACACCACGCACCCCAAUAGGACGUUCCACAGUGUCAUUUACCACGAGGAUCACGUUACGGAUCCUUACGAACAUAUGAGGGAAGGACAUUCCGCUGGAUGUGGCAUCAACGACGAAGUCAUCCAGUGGAUGGACAAGAUACAGAAUUCGGGAAAGGAUGACCCUCCGCCACCGGUACUCAACGAAGACUCUCCUGCAAAAUAUAGACAGAAACCAGUCAAACAUAAAAAAGUGAUUAGUACCGAAAGUAAAAAAUAUAAGGAAGAACCGAAACCGCCUCCAAACUUUGAAGAUGCUUUUAGUAAGUACUCGAAAGAAGCAAACGAAGAAAAGAAUAGCAGGCACCGCAGAGCCACCAGGAGGGAUGAAAACAGAAAUACCUGUUCUUUGUACAUACAAACCGAUCCUCUCAUUUGGAGGCAUAUAAGAGAAGGAUUUCCAGAAAUUGACGAUGAUUCUUCAUGCAGUUGCUACCAUCGUGGCUGCGGUGAAAUGAACCAAUUUUGUUUAGAGAAUAUUGACGUUAGCAAUUUCCUCAACAUACAUUCUCUUGGCAACCACGAGGACUUUUGUCUCGCCUAUGUGUUCACUUACCGAGACUUUACUGGUGGAACUUUGGGGUUGGCAUGGGUUGCCAGUGCCUCCGGUGCGUCAGGUGGAAUUUGUGAAAAGUAUAAAACAUACACCGAAACGAUAGGCGGUAUGUAUCAGUCAACGAAACGAUCGCUGAAUACUGGAAUCAUAACUUUCGUCAACUAUAACAGCAGAGUACCUCCCAAGGUAUCCCAGUUGACUUUGGCUCACGAAAUUGGACAUAAUUUUGGUUCACCGCACGAUUAUCCACCGGAAUGCAGGCCAGGUGGGCCCAGUGGCAAUUACAUAAUGUUCGCAUCUGCUACUAGCGGAGAUCGUCCAAAUAACAGCAAAUUUUCCAGUUGUAGUAUCGGUAAUAUUAGCAAUGUCUUGGAUGCCAUCGAAGACAGCAAGAAAAGAAACUGUUUCACAGCAUCUCUUGGUGCGUUCUGUGGCAAUAAAAUUGUUGAGGACGGAGAGGAAUGCGAUUGUGGUUAUGACGAUAAAGAAUGCAUAGAUCAAUGUUGUUAUCCUAGAGUAAUCAGUGACAUUGACAGGAAAUUGAAUAAGUCUGCUACUGGUUGUAGAAGAAGGAACGGAACAGAUUGCAGUCCGAGUCAAGGUCCAUGCUGCAACAAUGAAUGUAGAUUCAUCCCAUUUUAUCAGCAAGAAGAGUGCAAGAUGGAAUCUGACUGUUCGAGGUCAUCUAAAUGUAACGGAAUCAGUGCGGAAUGCCCUGCACCUACUCCUCGACCCGACAAAACUAGAUGCAAUAACGGCACUCAGUUAUGUAUCAAGGGAGAUUGUACAGGUUCCAUCUGCUUGGAAUGGGAUCUUCAAGCUUGUUCAUUGACCACUCAGGAUCAUCCGAAUAUUGAUAAGAGGAAACUUUGUGAAUUGGCUUGUCAAAAUGGUACUGACAUUUGUAGAAGUACAAGUGAGUUUGCUGGGAAAGUUGGUUUACCACCAGGCGGUAUCAGCUUGAGGCCUGGAUCACCAUGUGACAAUUUUCAGGGAUAUUGUGAUGUCUUCUUGAAGUGUCGGGCGGUGGAUGCCGAUGGACCACUCGUUAGACUGAUGAAUCUUUUACUCAACAAGGAGACACUGAUGAGUGUAGCCCAAUGGAUUACUGAGUACUGGUGGGCUGUUCUAUUAAUGGGAAUAGUUUUCAUGAUUUUCAUGGGACUCUUCAUCAAGUGUUGUGCUGUACACACUCCUUCUUCUAAUCCAAAGAAGAAAAAGGCCCAAAGGAUAAGUGAUACUUUGAGGAGGCCUAUGAAUACUCUUCGUCGAAUGAGGUACCAUGGUGGGCAACAUCAUGCAGGAGCUGCACAUGGAGUACCUGGUAGGAAUCGACGAGAACCUGGUGGCCGACCUUCAGCUGGUCAGAGUGGUCCUAGACCAGGCUAUGGAGAGGGCAGAGGACACUAUCAUGCUCCAAAAGCCUAUUCUCCACUAGCCACCGCUCCUCCAGCAAAUAACAGUCGUCAUAACCAUCCGGAAGCUUAUGCCGGAGCCUAUGAAAUGAGAAACAAAGUCUGACAAGACGGAGAUGCUGGGGAAGCUCCUCGGGUGUCACCGCCGCCCGACUACCCUGGCACUCCCAUGGCCAACGUUCAACCGGAAAAUUUCCCCCUCGUUCAUCAUGCCACCGACAGUCCGAAGAGGAUCACCAAUUCUUUGGAAGAAAGUGGCACAAACUCGAUCCAGUAAGCUAAUCACUUCAAGUGCCACUUUUGACCUUCCACAUUAGAGGUUCAAUAUGGGCUGGAAUCUUUUCAAGUUGGUUCUUAUGAUUUGCCAUUCUUUCAAAUUUCAGACAGUUUACCUGAAAAAUGCAUUUAUCAGGAUCAGGAGAAUUAUCAAAAGGGUUCAAUUAUGUUAUUUUCCAUUGGCAAAAACCUUUUCAAUGUUUUAUUCCAGAUAAUAAAAUCAAGUUCCUUGGUAGUUCAGUUGUCAAUUUAUUAGUUAUAUUUUUUACUUCAUUUCUUUUAAAGUAAGUUUAGCUACAGGGUCACCUUGAAUUAUAAUUCAAAAACAAUUGAUAAACUCACUUAUUGAAUCAACAAAUAAAAUACACAAAUACUUGAAUCACAGUGAAUCUGGCUGUCACAGUCCACUUCUGAAUAUGAUAUAUAAAGUGAAAGAUAGUAGGAGAGAAUCUCUUAAAAACGUUGAAAGUAUUGAUUACUGAAAAAGACUACAGUGAACGAAAAGUAUUAAGCAUUAACUAUAUCAAUAAUUAUCUCAUAUCUGUAAGUUGAUUAGUAUGACAUAACAACAAGAAUUGAAAUAAAUAUUUUUUCAAUAUUUGCACUUUAAAUGCUAAUGAACACCAUCUUUGAAUACCUUUUAUCAACCCCUCCUAUUGUAUAGAUUCUCUAUUGUUAUCUUUCAAUAUAUAUGAUUUAUUUGUUUGUUUAUUUCUAGAAUUCUUGAGAUGAGUGUUUUAAUUAAUUUUGAUACCUAUUCACUUUAAGCAAUUUAUAUUGUAGAAUCUAAAGAUAGCAACCUUGUGCUAUUCAUAUGCCAUUAAAAACCAAAUAAAAAUGAUAUAAAGAACUAAUUAAUUCUUGGCCAAAUUACUGAGGAACUUGAUGGGAAUAACAGUUGAGAAAUAAAAACAAUAAUAGUUUCAGAUGAUAGUUAGUUGUGCAAUUGUUUGUAUUAGAAAUAAUAUGUUCGGGAUGCUUUCUAGAAAAAAUGUUCAUUUUAACUCCACUUUCUUGCAGUUUGAAAAUUGUAGUAGUAAAAUACUUGCAAAUAGUCAAGAUACUUAAUUUACUAUUGUUUUGAUGAUGAUAUCAUGAACUGUCUACCCCAUUCAAAAUUUCAGCACAAAAAUUGAAGGUAUAUUGAACCAUUACCAGAAUGCAUAUCAAAUCUGCUUUUAUUUGUGGCUUUCAUAAUGUUUAUUGAACAAUGAAAAAUAUAAACCACUCACUAAAAAAAAUACAAAAAACACUUUGUUCAAACAUCAAAUGUUUCACUAUAUUGAUGAACAAAAUGCAAUGCAAAAUGGAUCUUCUUGAAAUCCAGCUCGUAUUAGGGACCCCUUCCGAAUUAAGACUUUGAAGUGAUGGCCUUUGUUGCCUAGACUUUUUUUAUUCGAAACUGUUUGGCCAACGCGCUCUGUGAUUUAUAACCAACAUGUGAACUUUCCGAAGUGCGUGUGACAAGACUUUAAUAUUAAUAUUUUAAUGAAAACGGGUGCAUUUUAAGUAAUAGUCACCUUUAAUUUUAAGGUUGAUUUUUAUGUCUUUGAAAUUGAUGAUGAAAUUUUGUAUGAAUAUUAUGAACUUGAUUGGUUGGCUUCCUUCCUGUUUUGACGAAAGGCUGAUUUUUAUGGUAAGCUUAGUUAUUUCAGAAGUUCCGAUUUGAUGAAAUUCGUGAAUUACCACAUAGGUUGUUAACAUAGAGAGUCCCAGUUUAGGUUUGGGGCUUUUGUAUGUGUUGUAAAUGUUUGUUUAUCAACUCAAAAGUAAACAGAGAAUGUUCAAUUUUUAACUUACAAAAUAUCAAAUCAGAUAAUUUAUGUGCCUGACAUGUAUUUGGCAUUUUUUUGUAACUGGUUUUAUCAUUUAUUCAUGAUUCACGAAAAUAUUAGAUUUUUUUCAAUUCAAAUAUUAUAAUGUUAGUUCACGUAAUUUUGUCAGAUUUGCUUUGGACUCAAGUUUUUGAUAAAUAACUAAUUUGUUCAUUUUAUCUGUUGCCUUUUUCUUACUCCAUUCAAUAUACAUUAAAUUGAACGAUCAAUGAAAUGAAAGUAUUGAAUACAAAUAAGAUUUUUGAAUUUAAUUACAAAUUUCAUAAGACUUUCGAAUGGUGAUGUUUUUUUGUGAAAAUACUGGAUAGUUUUUCAAUUUCAAUGGAUCACAUACUCAUCUUUAUAUUUUUCUUCAAAAUAUCAAUUGUCUGAAUUUGGAUCAUUUUUGGAAAAACAUAUUGGAAUUUUGACAAUUGAUGCAGAAUUUGUAUACUUUUUUGAAGGCGAAUUGGUAUCUGUAUAACUAUUUUUCAUGAUACAGACAUUUUGUUGAUUGAAAAAAUGAUGUCGAAAGAUUUUGAACAAUUUUUGAAAACAAGUUACUAUUUUCUCAAUAUUUUCCAUAGUCAAUCGAUUUUUAUAUUGAGUUUUUGUAUUCUGUUAUUUAUUCUACUAAUUUCAUCUUAUUCUUCUAAUAGUACUUUUACAUAGUUCUCUAUUUAGGUUUCAUACCGUAUUAUACUCACUAGACAAUAUAUUUUAUGUAUUGGAAAAAAAGGGAUUAAUUCCAGUAUUUUUCUUACUGUGGAGUUUUCAGCUAGGGGCCAAACAUUGAUUGACUAUUUACUGAUUUUGAAUUGGAGUAAAGUUAUUAGACCAAUUUGUAAGAUAUUGUUUUUAUCUCAUCUACCCUUGUGAACAAAUGUAAGUUUGCGAUAAGUUUUUUUUACAAAACUGCAUCAAAUAUAUUGUAAUAUCUCCUACUCUUUGAAUAAUUUUUGUUCUAUUGUAAUCAGCAUUUAGUUAUUGAAAAAUAUUGGAAUGUCUUUCAUUUGGAUUUUAUCAGACGUAAAUAUAUUUUUCAAUGGCAGCAUGUUGUUAGUGAUUUACAAUAAUUUUAUUGUACAUUAUUUAAAUAAGUAGGAUAAUUUCAUUGAAAUUUUUAAUUUUAUGUUACAGAUUAUGUAAUUAUUGUUCUCAAUCAGAAAGUUGUUUCGAGUGUCAAAUAACUUAUAAUCUUUUAAUUGAUAAAUAAUUUGGAUUUCAACAAAUGCAAAUAAUAUUCAGGUUUAAGGAAAUUGUUUUUCUCAUAUUGUGAAUCAUUGUAAAAUUACUCAAUAUUCCACAGAUUCUAGAAUAAACCAAAAACUCCCAUUUUGUGACUAAUUUGUCUGAGAAAAUACUAUUUUUGUAUUCAAUACAUUUGGAAAUUGUCUUUGUAACGUUGUCGACUUUUUUGGAAAAUGUGAUAACAAAAAUUAGUUCUUUUAUUAUCUCAAUAAUUGUGUUUUGAAAACAAGUCAAAUAAAGAUAAUCUAUAUUUGAUGCUAACCUCUGUAUUGAAAAAUAUUGUAAAAAAUACUAUAUGUAAAUAAAGGAAUAAAAUAGUUGUUUUCAUAUGAAAA